Alternaria viburni is the source of this 1194-nucleotide messenger RNA. RefSeq lists its product as uncharacterized. The transcript is spliced from 2 exons. Bases 1 to 1194 code for a protein of 397 amino acids. The record is from RefSeq and is a predicted model, not a curated record. NCBI's taxonomy places the organism in Eukaryota, Fungi, Ascomycota, Dothideomycetes, Pleosporales, Pleosporaceae.
AUGUGCCCGAUGUGUUUGGUGGAUGCGUCAAUGAAGACACUCCAGCACAUCCAAGAGUUCAUCAACGCCCAUGAUGGCUUGUCUCAAUGGAAAGAGAACCUCGAGGGCCACUAUGCUAAGUCGACUUACCAUGUCGCCAGUCUGGGUGGUAAGAAGGGGAAGAAUGUGAAUGGAACAGACGUGUCUUACAGACACUGCAAGAGAAACCUAGUCAACUUGAUCAACGAGAUAGAAGAUCUUUCCGAGAUGGAGCUGGCCUGGGAAGCGAAACAGCCUCCUGAGAACAACGACGUUUACAUGCAACAUGUCCGACUCAGGAAGCAGUACAGUGCUACAGCUGCACUGCACUGGUACAAGGACACUGAACACAACGGCUUCAUCGGUCGUGUGGAGGAGGACUGCGAGUUCUUCAGUCAACGCCGUGGUCGGCGCUGGACAAUCGCAAGCGAUCCAGACUUCCCUGACCGAGAUGGCCAUGAACAAGAUCUAGGAUGGAAAUCGCUCAAGAAAAUCCAGCAUAAGCUUCUCAACGAUUCCGAUAUCCCCAAGGUUCAAAGGACCGAUGUCGCAGAGCAACUGCCGAGGCGAAAGCGCCGACGAGAAGGCGCAAGCGUUUCAUGGAACGAAGAUGUUUACGUUCGCACGGAGGCUGACGUGGAUAUGCUCCGUAAGGCAUCGUGCUCACUCUCAGAAGAGUUCCUCGAGCCUUCUCCAAAAAGGCCUAGGAUGGGCGUUCUUCGCACAACUCCACUUGAGGUCACACGAGAGCUUAUUCCCGCUGCACCAGUCGCGAACGGCUCGAACCCUAUCCGCCCUCACUACGUCAUCCCGCUGAGCCGCAACGGACCUCCGAGAGACGUUACUAGGAGCUCGAUGUGCAGGCAUAGACGACGUGGAUAUCGCAAGAACUUCGACGUCCAUGUCGCGAAUAUGGAGCAGCUGCAGAUCGAGGCUGUGAAGUUGGACCGAGAAGACCUUGGCGGGGAUACAGAGAUGAGGGACGCUCCUGCCGCUGAUGCGCAAAGAUCAACACCACAGCCGUCGCGGUGGUCACCAAGCCUUGGGGGUCGACUGGUGAAUUGCAUCGCCAACCUUGGUGUCUUCCAUUUUCCGGGUUUUGACAGACAAGAUCGUGGCGGUGGUGAAACUUCGGCGCCGCAAAACAAUGCUAGACACGCCAGUCUCCUGGCUUGA